Molecule: messenger RNA, 5216 nt
Organism: Cyprinus carpio (common carp)
Lineage: Eukaryota; Metazoa; Chordata; Actinopteri; Cypriniformes; Cyprinidae
Product: cadherin-22
Exons: 13
Coding region: 1272-3668 (798 amino acids)
Biological process (GO): calcium-dependent cell-cell adhesion; multicellular organism development; cell morphogenesis
Cellular component (GO): adherens junction; catenin complex; plasma membrane
Molecular function (GO): calcium ion binding; cadherin binding
Source: RefSeq, a predicted model, not a curated record
UACUGCACUAAUGUGGAAGAAGAUGCAAUAUAAACAUCUUGACAGUAAGCAGAAGGUGUGUGCAAGCGGGAGUUCCAUAUUAUUCAAGAAAGGCAAAUGAAACAUUUCUUUUAUGAUGCAUACUUAGAGGGUCAACGCAAGUGUGUACGCAGGAGUAUGUGAACUCUUAGCCCUGCUCUUAUUCAGUCAGUUCUUCUCAUCGCCGCAUGAGGCUGCGCGCUGCUGUCAGACGCGCGCGCUGGAGACAGAAGAGACUCUCAUCACGCGCGGCGCGGAGAAGAGAGGAGAGGAGAGGAGAGCAGGCAUCGCAUCGCAUCGCGCCUGUCCCCAGCGCUCACACCGCGCCGCAUUGAGGAUCGUACCCUAAUAGAGGAGCAGCACGAAUUACGCGGAACACAGUGCGUAAAAUCCACAGCCGAGGCUUCAAUGUGACUGCGCUUCAGCAGGGGUUAAAUGCUGAAGCCAGCCACCCAACCUAUGACCCCUGGCUGGCAGUUGUAAAGCAGAGGCCCCGGCCCCCGGUGAAGGCCCCGAGGAGCUCGUGGACAGCUGUCAGCUGGAAGGCCAUGAUCACCGGUGAUCUGAUGCUGAGGUCGACAUGAACUCACCCAUGUCAAACUCUUAACCCUGCAGGACAUGAAGUACCGUGACACAUGGACCUAGAUUGGGAUAAUAAUGCCUCUGAUUUUGAGUAACUUCUUGCAUCUAUGAAAUUUGAGGAUUGCUUUUUUGUCUUUGGGAUGUGAAGCAUACAAAUGGAAAUGAAAUGGAAAAUGGUUGGAAUACAUCCUUUUUGUUAAAGCAGUUAACAUGGAGUGUCAUAAAUUUUCAGACACACAAUGGGAUUGCCAAGAUUGAACCAUAAAACGCCAUUUUUUUUAAACAUGUUUGUAGUUUCGUCCAGUAGCUGUUCAACUUAAAACUCAACUCGAGCACAGAUAGGACUUCAGUGGCUUUGUGAUUGGAACCUGUCAUUGAGAAACCUAACACUGAUAUCAAAACGGAGGAGUUAUAGCUGUGUGCCACCGAGACAGCCUCGUCUUCACAAGAAAGAUUCCUCUUAAAUGCCCUCUUGAGGACCCGGUGGCCUCUGCGAUGACCAAAAACCUAUUGGAUUUAUAGUUUCAUUGAACAGCAGCAAACUCUUGUUUACCUUCAUCAACCCCAGAGUCAAGGAGCUUUUCUCAAGCAAUCAGGCGGUUGGGUGGAAAGCUUCAUCUUGAACCAAAUUCUGACUUCUGCCACAUGUAGAGACAAGAGCGUUUUCAAACAUGGCUCCCCACUGGAGAGGAGGAGCUCAGGCUUUGGCAGUUACUCUGGGAAUUCUGCAGUGCUGCGGAUGGCUGUCCGCUCAGACCGUAAGGACUAGUGUCGGGAUGAUGGGAAGAGGUCCCGAGCAAUGGCCGAUGUCCCAUGAACGGGUGAAGAGGGGAUGGGUGUGGAAUCAGUUCUUUGUCGUGGAGGAAUACACCGGGACGGAGCCACUUUACGUUGGAAAGAUCCAUUCAGACUCCGAUGAAGGUGACGGCUCUAUAAAGUACACUAUCUCUGGAGAGGGAGCAGGGACUGUCUUCAUCAUAGACGAGGUCACGGGCGACAUCCACGCCACCGAGCGACUGGACCGAGAGGAGAAGACCUUCUACACCUUACGAGCUCAGGCGCUAGACCGCCAGACCGACGCGCCGCUGGAACCCGAGUCUGAGUUCGUCAUCAAAGUCCAGGACAUCAACGACAGCGAGCCCAAGUUUCUAGAAGGUCCCUACAUCGGGAGUGUGGCCGAGCUCUCUCCUAUCGGUACAUCGGUGAUGAAGGUUAUGGCUUCGGACGCUGAUGAUCCGACUUAUGGAAGCAGCGCUCGGAUAGUUUACAGCGUUCUGGAAGGAGAACGGUUCUUUACUGUCGACCGACAAACCGGAGUGAUCCGGACGGCCGUGGCGGAUCUGGAUCGUGAGACGCAGGACCGCUAUGAGCUGGUUGUCAAGGCAACAGAUAUGGCAGGCCAAAUGGGCGGCCUCUCCGGAUCCACCACAGUGACCAUAGUGAUCACGGAUGUUAAUGACAACCCUCCGCGCUUCCCUCAGAAGAUGUAUCAGUUUUCGGUCUCGGAGGGUGCGGCCGUCGGGACGCCGAUCGGGCGGGUGAUCGCGACAGAUGCAGACAUGGGCGAGAAUACGGAUAUGAGUUACCUGAUCAAAGACGAGGAGGGCGGAGAGCUGUUCAGAGUCUCCACUGAUGGAGAUACACAAGAGGCCAUCAUCACCAUCAAAAAGCCUCUUGACUUUGAGAACAAGCGCACUCAUAAUGUGGUUGUCGAGGCUGUGAACAAACACGUGGACCCUCGUUUCGUGGAUCUCGGCUCUUUCCGGGACCAAACCAUCGUGCGGGUCAGUGUGUCGGAUGUGGACGAGCCUCCCAUCUUCAUCCCUUCGACCGGCACCAUCAUGGAGGUUCAGGAGGAUGCUCGCUUGGGUGCACUGGUCGGGAUUGUGACUGCAAAGGACCCGGAUGUGGAUAACGUUCCCAUCAGGUUCUCUAUAGACCAGAGCACAGACCAGGAGCAGAUCUUUAACAUCGAUCCUGUAACAGGCGCCAUCACUCUGGGAAAGAUCCUGGACCGGGAAACUGCCGGCUGGCACAACAUCACCGUUACCGCGGUGGAAGCAGAUAACCAGUCCAUGGCGUGUCAGACGGCGGUGAGCAUCCGCAUCCUGGACGUGAACGACAACCCUCCCGAACUCGCCACUCCUUACGAAGCUUCGAUCUGCGAGGAUGCCAAACCUGGCCAGCUCAUUCACACCAUCAGUGUGGUGGACAGAGACGAACCGCAGUCUGGACAUCGAUUCUAUUUCACACUGGCACCCGAGGCCUCCAACAACCGCCAUUUUACACUAUGGGACAUCAAGGACAACACAGCCGGCAUCAGGACGCAGCGCUCCGGAUUCAACCGUCAGGAGCAGAACGUGUACCUGCUGCCCAUCCUGGUGGUGGACAGCGGCCCUCCGGCCCUCAGCAGCACGGGGACCCUCACCAUCCACGUGUGCGGCUGUGACACGGACGGAGCCAUUCAGUCCUGCAACGCCACGGCCUACGUCAUGUCAGCCGCGCUCAGCCCCGGCGCUCUCAUCGCGCUGCUGGUCUGCAUCCUCAUCCUCAUCGUCCUGGUGCUGCUGAUCCUGACCCUCAAGCGUCACAGGAAGGGCCAGCGCAUGUCCGAAGACGAGGAGGACAUGCGGGACAACGUCAUUAAAUACAACGACGAGGGCGGCGGCGAGCAGGACACCCAGGCGUACGACAUGAGCGCCUUGCGCAGCCUCUACGACUUCCCCGAAGUCAAAAACUCAGACUCGGGCCCCGAGCUGCACCCGGUCCCACAGUGGAUCCAGAACAGAGUGGUUGGAGACGGCGGCCCGGCUGAUUUCACGGUUUUCAAAGGCUAUAUACGCAAGAAAGUGGAGCAGGCGGACGCAGACUUAUCGGUGCCGCCGUACGACUCGUUCCAGACUUACGCUUUCGAGGGCAGCAGCUCGCCGGCUCUCUCGCUAAGCUCCAUCCAUACCCUGUCCACCACCUCGGAGCAGGACUUCUCGUACCUCAGCGACUGGGGGCCGCGCUUCAGGCAGCUGGCUGGAUAUUACGCCCCGGCCCAGCCUGAGGAAGAAGGGUCCUAGCACCAUCCUCUGAUCAACAUCCCGUUCCCAGAGUCGUUUUUUUCUCUCCCUGUAGUUCCGCAUUGACGUUUUUUGGAUCCCAGUCAGUCCGGAGAGUUUUAAUGUCACCCGUUACACUUUGUAAAGUGACUUCUCUUCUUGUAGAAAAGUUCAGGACAAAUAUUGAAGGAGAAAAGCACUAGGUCGUGUGCUGGGCAAACCUCCAACAUCUUCUCACCUGUCAGCGAGAGCAAGAGGAACGGGGCCGUGCCAUAUGCACCACGAAGAACACUCAUUCUUUGCUCUUUUUGUGAUUUCUUUGCCCAUCUGUGGAGAUAAAUGACUUCAAGUCAGUGGGACCCGGACAGAUACAGUGAAAAGAGUUUUUAAGUACCUACAUUAAAAAAAGAAAAAAAAAAAGUAUUUAUUUAAAGAAAAAUGAACAUACAAAAAAAAAAAGUAAAACAAUAUUUAUGUAUUUAUUGCUUUCUAUUUAUUUAUUUAUUCAUCCUGGCAAUGGACUGAAAUACAAAUUCUGACAAUUUUCUGAAGAAUUUGUCAGGGUGACAGACAAGGACUGAAUAUCGUGUGGGUAAAAAAAUUAAAAAACCUGAGUUGGGGUGGGAUUGCUAAAAGGAGUUGGCAAACUAUCAGUGACAGUAAAUCAGUCUUGAAAAUAUUUGUAUUUAUUUUUUAGAAACUCUUUUUGUAAAAUACGAAGUGAUUCUGCUGGAGAAAAGUAACUGCUGUUGAGGUGAAUCUCACAAAAACUUGUCUAGGUCACACUUCACCCACAAAUCAAGAGAAUAAAAUAAGAAAUGGCAUUUUGCUUGGAGAAGAUGCAGUCUAUUUUAAUUGUGUUUAUGACAAAUAAGUUUUAUUUCCCAAAGUUACUUUAAUGCAACUUUUUGUAUUCAUUAUUCCCAAUAAGAUUAUCUGGAAUAUAUAAUAGUUGAAUAUUGGUAAAUCACAGUCAUUUGUAUUGCAUUAAUGAGAAUUUGGUGAAAAUGUGCUUAAUUGUCAUAAUAAUGUAACAAUAGGCUUCAUUUACUUUCUGCAAAAUAUAUUUGUUUUGUUCUUUAGGUUUUGGAGUGAAAUGUGAUUCUUUGACAGGUUUUGUGAGCAUUGGUUUUGUCUUGUCAUACAUUUUGUGUGUUGUGUUGCUUUUUAACUAAUUAUCCAGAUCACUUGUUGUGGAUGUUGCGUUCGCAUUGAAUCGGUUUUCAAGGGAAGUUCUGAAAGACAAGACAACAUGGCACAAUGCACAACAAGAAACAAACGAGACCAUCUGCCAGGUUCUUUAUCCAUUCUUUUUUAGAUAACCCUGAUAUACAUGUUCAUUGAUGAUUUGUGCGUGUUGUUUCCAGAUUGCUUUCCUUUUGGUGAUUUGAUUGUUUUUUGAUCAUUCUGUGUUGGGCUGAGGAUGAUGAACUUGAGACGGGGAGCAGCGGUCCUGUUUUUCCUUGAACCAGCAACCCUUAAAUGUCCACCCAAAAUGCAGAUGUAUGGCUAAAAAUACAAUUGAAUUCAUCAAUAAAUAUUUACGGUUUUACAAGAAUUUUCUUUGGU